AUGUCCGCUCCCACAGACUCCCCCGAGAAAUAUGAAUUGAAAAACACCACCACCGACGCCAGCAACAGCGAUUCAUCGCCUCCCCUGGCCCACGCACAAACAACCCAUUCCUCCCACGUUGAUUACGGCCACUUUGGGCCCCUCGCGCAUGUCAACACCGCAGAGACCACACUGCCCGCCUUCGGCGGUGAAUUCCAGCCCGGUCUCUAUCGGUCCCCUAAGAACCGCAAGACGGCUAAUCCUGCGCCUUUGGGUCUUUGCGCUUUCGCCUUAACCACAUUCGUGCUGGGGUGCAUCGAGAUGAAUGUGCGGGAUAUCACCGAGCCGAAUAUCAUCGUCGGAUUGGCAUUCUCGUAUGGUGGAUUGGUUCAGCUUUUAGCUGGCAUGUGGGAAAUGGCCGUCGGAAACACCUUCGGAGCCACCGUUCUCUCCUCCUACGGCGGAUUCUGGAUCUCCCUCGCCAUCACCUUCACGCCCGGUGGGUUCGGAAUCAUGGGCGCCCUGGAAAAAGCCGCUAAUGGGAAGCCCUCCAUGUUCUACGACUCAUUUGGCCUAAUGUUAAUGGGCUGGUUCAUCUUCACAACCCUCAUGCUGUUCUGCACGCUCAAAUCCACAUUCGCGUUCUUCACGCUCUUCUUCGUCGUCGACAUCGCUCUUCUUCUGCUGGCAGUGGGGUAUAUCCACCGCGGCGCCGACGGCGCACCGAACAAGAACCUGAUGAAGUCGGGCGGGUUCUUCGCGCUGCUGGGCUCUUUCUUGGCCUGGUAUAAUGCCUUUGCGGGUAUUGCGGACGACAGUAAUAGUUUCUUUAUUGUGCCGGUGGUGCAUUUCCCGUGGUCGGAGAAGGGGCGGGAGUCGAGGCGCGCGAAGGUAGCUGCUGCUGGACAGGGGGCUUGA
Messenger RNA from Aspergillus affinis, 897 nucleotides. Its product is annotated as acetate uptake transporter family protein. Gene Ontology annotation, molecular function: acetate transmembrane transporter activity. NCBI's taxonomy places the organism in Eukaryota, Fungi, Ascomycota, Eurotiomycetes, Eurotiales, Aspergillaceae. The record is from RefSeq and is a predicted model, not a curated record. Gene Ontology annotation, cellular component: plasma membrane. The coding region runs from base 1 to 897 and encodes 298 amino acids. The transcript has 3 exons.